This is a messenger RNA of Caenorhabditis bovis, 1443 nucleotides long. The record is from the annotation of a GenBank genome assembly. Lineage: Eukaryota; Metazoa; Nematoda; Chromadorea; Rhabditida; Rhabditidae.
AUGUCAUUAAGCGGCGAGUAUUGCGUCGAAGACUUGCUGAGGGGAACUCCCAAAUAUGCGGUCAUUGCUAUCGAAGAGCAAAGCAAUGUUGUGCAGUUGUUCAAAGACUUGGUAACACUAUCCCAAAGGAACGUCCGAUUCUUCGAUGACCUCUGCGAUCAUCCAUUGGUCAAGGAGCGCUUCCCCAACGGGAUUCCGCCUCUGGCACCGUCAGCUCCAGCGGCUCCUCAAGCUCUUCAAGCUCUCCCUCUACCUAUCAUACCUCAAUAUACUCAACCGUGUUCCACAUCGCCGACAAUGACAAUGGUGAAAAGCACGCGUGUCGACAUGUCUCAAACAUUUCCGGAUGUCUCGAAGCCCACCACAUUUCAGGUGCAGAUUGCCAAAAAGAGCACUGAGAAGCGUGCGAGGCCAAAAGCGACACUGCUCAACGGCCACAAUAGUCACAUGAAAGCGAUCGGAGCAACCGCGGAGGUUUUCGCUCGCAGCGGCGACUCAUCGUCGCAGAAUUAUGAUCAGACAAUUGAUCAAGUCAUUGGGAAAGCGAUAUCAGCUUCUUGCGAUCCGAAUGUCCUUGUGACCAGCUUGUUCGCUCAGAAGCAAUCUCCGACGGCUCAGGCGACGUUAUCGACGAUGACUAAUUCUAAUAAGAAGCGAGAUGAUUCGAAACUCGGCGAGCUUGUCACCUGCAAACUUUGCGAGAGUCGAAUCAUGGCCACUCGCUACUCGAAUCUGUCGAAUCAUGUUCGCCGGCAUGCCACACUCAAACAGUAUCAAUGCCCCCUAUGUCCAUAUCAGAACAAUGAGCAGGCAAAAGUUCGCCUUCACAUGCAGAAUCAGCAUAUGGACACCACGGCGACGAUCAUCGACAAAUUCUCGGCGGAAAUGCAGGAGAUGUGGGAGAGGCUCAUGGACGAGUGCUUCCCGAAUCAUCAGGAGAUCCUGCAGACUGCCAAGGAGACACGCCGCCACAACGAGACGUCGAGGGAAGCGUCGAUGCAGCCCGAAAUGUCCGUCGACAUGGAUGCGGCCAAUAUGACGUACACGACGCGCGAGGUGUGCAUCUACCGGUGCAUCGAAUGCUCGGCGGUGGUGCCGUGCAUGUCCGGACAAGAAGUGGUGAAGAAUAACCCGCUGGAAGCGCAUCUUCGAGCCGAUCAUUCCAACGACUGCUACCCAUACAUGUGCGACGAGUGCGGCUAUCAGAAUGCCGAGCAGUGGAAGAUUCGUUGGCACAUCUCUCUUCGACAUACCAAUAAUGCGGCCGAAUGUACCGUAUCGCAAUCGAAAUCCCCAAUGUGUUCUCUAUUCAUCAAGAAGUAUUUCACCGAGGCUGAUUCUACAAUUCCCGACGACGAAGAAGAGCGUGAGCUUCAACGUCUCCUCUCACCAAAGCCAUCCACGCCGAUAGUGGGCGCCAAGCGCCGAAAAAUGCUUGUCUAG